AUGAUUAUUGCUGCUGAGUUUGUCCGGGACUGGCUGCCGAGCGUGUGUCACAGAUCUCCCCCGGCGAGGAGCGGCCAUCGGUGCGUGGCGGACAACGCCAACCUCUACGUGUUUGGGGGCUACAAUCCUGAUUACGACGAGUCCGGUGGGCCGGAGAACGAGGACUACCCGCUCUUCAGGGAGCUCUGGCGGUACAACUUUGCCACGGACACCUGGCAUCAGAUGGGCACGGAAGGCUACAUGCCCAGGGAGCUAGCCUCCAUGUCACUCGUAUUGCACGGCAACAACCUGCUCGUGUUCGGGGGCACCGGAAUCCCCUUUGGUGAGAGCAACGGCAACGACGUCCACGUCUGCAACGUCAAAUACAAGAGAUGGGCCCUGCUCAGCUGCCGAGGGAAGAAACCCAAUCGAAUCUACGGCCAGGCCAUGGCCAUCAUCAAUGGUUCCUUGUACGUGUUUGGUGGGACCACCGGUUACAUCUACAGUACCGACCUGCACAAGCUAGACCUCAACACCAGGGAGUGGAUCCAGCUGAAACCAAACAACAUGUCCUGCGACAUGCCAGAGGAGAGGUACAGGCAUGAAAUCGCACACGAUGGUCAACGGAUUUAUAUCCUGGGAGGUGGAACUUCCUGGACAGCUUACUCCUUAGAUAAGGUACGCUGCGUCAUCGUAGUGCUGGCAGAGCCAAGAGCAACUAACGGCUCCUCUUUGCUCCUUCAGAUCCACGCGUACAACCUCGAGACCAACACCUGGGAGGAAAUUGCCACGAAACCUCACGAAAAAGUUGAUGUGUUCGUUUGCGGAGGCUACAACGGAGAAGUGAUCCUGGGAGACGUCUGGAAGCUGAACCUGCAGACGUUCCAGUGGGUCAAGCUGCCGGCUGCCAUGCCUGAACCCGUGUAUUUCCACUGUGCUGCUGUCACGCCCGCUGGUUGCAUGUACGUUCACGGCGGCGUGGUCAACAUCCAGGAAAACAAACGGACUGGCUCGCUCUUCAAAAUAUGGCUGGUGGUGCCCAGCCUGCUGGAACUGUCCUGGGAGAAGCUCCUCGGCUACUUCCCUCACCUAGCAACCCUCUCCAGAUCUCAGCUUUUGCACCUUGGACUGACGCAGGGACUCGUUGAGCGACUAAAAUGA
Molecule: messenger RNA, 1140 nt
Organism: Oxyura jamaicensis (ruddy duck)
Lineage: Eukaryota; Metazoa; Chordata; Aves; Anseriformes; Anatidae
Gene: KLHDC10
Product: kelch domain containing 10
Exons: 9
Coding region: 1-1140 (379 amino acids)
Biological process (GO): positive regulation of stress-activated MAPK cascade
Molecular function (GO): protein binding
Source: RefSeq, a predicted model, not a curated record